Naegleria lovaniensis is the source of this 1293-nucleotide messenger RNA. RefSeq lists its product as uncharacterized. The coding region runs from base 1 to 1293 and encodes 430 amino acids. Lineage: Eukaryota; Heterolobosea; Eutetramitea; Acrasida; Naegleriidae. The record is from RefSeq and is a predicted model, not a curated record. The transcript has a single exon.
AUGAGAUUCGUGCGCCAAGUGUUGGAGGUCAUGGUUCCUCAAUCGGAACAAGACGAUGAAACUGUAGAUGUACAGAGAAAGGAUGAUUUUAAACAUGUUUGUUUUAAUGUGUUCAGGGUGGACGAAGGCUCACUGAUUCCACCGAGUAUUGCAAAAUAUGCAAAAGAUAAGUUAUUCACCUUGAAGAGCAUUCAACCGUUAUUAGAUAAAGCUCGAUACGGAAUGGCUCGCAUCGGUCAUGAUGAGGGAACUGGUACUUGUUUCUUUUUGUUGCCGAAUACAGUCAUCACGAAUACGCAUGUGAUUGAUUUCAAAUAUAAACCUUUCGUUUUUAAAGAAGCCUUAAAGGAAACAAUUGCUUCAACAACUAUAAAACUAAUUGAAGAACAAGUGCUGUUCUCAGGAAAAAACAUCCCUAACGCCAUGAAAAGGAAGUACAAUCACAUGGAAACCCAAAAGUAUUUCCCAGCAAUUGAAAAUACGUAUCAAGAUCCCAUUCUCGCAAUGGAAGGAGAUUUUGGUUUCUUAGAUGUUUCGCUGCAUCAACUUGAAUUAGGUCCUAACAAUAAUGAGGAGGAGGAGCAGGAAUAUGGAUCCAAAGUACUGUUCAUUCCUUGUCCCACAGUAUUACAAAUUGGUCAUCCAAGCUUUACCUUACAUUACCCAGGAGUAGAAGGACAACCAUUUUCAUCGUUUCUCUCAUCGCACACGAAUUAUAGGAACUGGGCACCUUCCGAUGAGCUUGUUGAAAAUAUAUUUCAUGGUUUCGGAAAGCUGUGUUUGAGUACAGGAAAAGUACUGCCUCCAUUCGUGGAGAAGAGAGACCAUGAUGCCGAAACGGAAUGGGUUCCCAACUAUGACCACCAGUAUCAGAGAGAUCAAGAGUUCAUCAUGACCAAUGAAUGUGUGAUGACUGGAUCUUCAGGAGGUUGUGUGUUAUCGAUGGAAUGUCAACACAUGGAUGUUGAAGGUAUUACUCUCAUAGAAUUUCAUGGUAUUCAUUUUGGAGGUGAAUUUGUGAAAUGUAAGAAUUGUUUACGAAUUUCAAAACAAGCGCAAGUAGCAAAAAUCAUUGACAAGACUUCUCAAAAUCCUCAAUCAUGGAAUUUCUGUUCAGAGUGUCAGAAUGGUGUAAAACCAUCGAGUUUGGUUUAUAAUUACGCAGUUUCUGUUCAUCAUCCAUUGUUCAAAGAAAUGUACAAGAAAUUGGUCUUACCAGAGUUGUUGAAAGUGUUGAACAAGACAAUUAAUGAUCCGCUUCUUGUGAGACUGCGUGAAUAUAUACAACAGUGA